Molecule: messenger RNA, 957 nt
Organism: Solanum stenotomum
Lineage: Eukaryota; Viridiplantae; Streptophyta; Magnoliopsida; Solanales; Solanaceae
Product: F-box/kelch-repeat protein At1g64840-like
Exons: 1
Coding region: 1-957 (318 amino acids)
Molecular function (GO): protein binding
Source: RefSeq, a predicted model, not a curated record
AUGGCAGGUGGGUGGGCAGAUUUACCCAUGGAUCUCCUUGCAAUAAUUGCAAAUCAUAUUGAAUUACCUAAAGAUUUCAUAUUUUUUACUUGUGUUUGUACCUCUUGGAAAAUUGCUACUACCCUUGACCAUAAAUUUGAUAUAUUUUUUACCCAAACUCCUUUACUUAUGUUGGCUGACAAACGUGAUGAUUAUCGAGAAUUUUACUCUCUUAUCAAGCAGAAAGUUACUCCCCUGUUCCUCCCAGAAGCUAGACAACGACAUUGUUGUCCAUCGGAGGGAUGGCUCUGCACCAUGGAUGAUAGUACCGGAGAGAUGAACUUGUUGCAUCAUUUGUCCCGUACCCAAAUUCAACUUCCUUCACGAGAUGACUUAAUGGCUUCUAAUGGUCUCGGAGAUCAUGAAGUGCUCUGGAACCUCAUGGAGAACGCUAUCUUAUCUGCAAGUCCUUCCGUUACCUCAGAUUAUGUACUCGUGGUUAACUAUCACGCAAAUAUUAAUCGUUUGGCUUUUUGGAGACCUGGAGAUCUCAAUUGGACAAAUAUUAAGAUGAACAAUGUGGGUGCUGUCAUGGGUAUCAAUUAUUAUAGAGGUAAAUUCUAUUAUGUUACAGCUCGUGGUGAAUUUUGGGUUUUCGCAGUUCAACCAAACGCAGUAGAGCAACACUUGCUUUAUUGGUCCCAACAUGAUAUAUUUCUUCAGCAUUCAGCUCAAUAUUACCUGGUCGAGCUAUCCGAUAAACUAUUAUUUAUUACCCGAUUUGCUCAUUAUCCAGAGCUUCAUAGAUAUAAGACCUAUAAAUUUAAAAUCUUUGAAGUAGAUGCAAUCAAGGGUGAAUUAAAGGAGGAAGAUGAGAUUAAAACCUUGGGAGAUUCAGCUAUUUUUUUGGGUUUUAAUACAGGAACAUGUUCAAUUGACUCUUCUAAAUUUCCUGGAAUCAAGCCUAAUUAUAUAUAG